UAUCUGGAAAAAAUAAUGCUGAGGAAUCACACUGGGGUGACUGAGAUCAUCCUCCUAGGGUUCACAGGCAGUCCACAGCUACAAACCAUCCUCUUUGUGGUGUUUUUGGUUAUCUACAUUGUCACCCUGGUGGGGAAUCUUGGGAUGAUUGCAUUAAUCACGGCUGAGUCCCGGCUACACACCCCCAUGUACUUUUUCCUUCACAACUUGUCCCUUAUAGAUACUGUUUACUCCUCUGUUAUUGCCCCCCGGGCUCUGGUGAACUUCUUAGCAGAGUGUAAAGCUGUUUCCUUUGCUGGGUGUGCCAUACAAUUUUUCUUUCUCUCUGUCUGUGCAAAUGCUGAGGCUGUGCUUCUGGCCGUGAUGGCGUAUGAUCGAUUCAUAGCUAUAUGCAAACCGUUGCUGUAUACGAUUAUCAUGUCAAGGAAAGUCUGCAUCCAGCUGGUAGCCGCAUCAUACUUCUACGCCUUUGUCAAUGCCGUUGUGCACGCAGGCUCUUUGUUCAGCCUGUCCUUCUGUGGUCCCAACAUCAUCGAUCACUUUUUCUGUGACCUCGCCCCACUCCAGAAGCUCUCCUGCUCCAGCACUCACAUGGAUAGCAGAGUGCAUUUCGUCUUUGCUGCUGUAACUGGAUUGAGUACUGUCCUGAUUAUCCUCGUCUCCUACAUUUAUAUUAUCCUCAACAUCUUGAGGAUCCGGUCUACGGAAGGCAGGCGCAAAGCCUUCUCCACCUGCGCCUCCCACUUGACGUCCGUCAGCGUAUUGUUUGGGACUCUGUUCUUUAUGUAUUUACAGCCCACAUCCGGCAACUCAUCCGAUCAGGACAAACUGGUGUCCGUGUUCUACACUCUUGUGAUCCCCAUGCUGAACCCCCUGAUCUACAGCCUGAGGAACAAGGAUGUGAAACACGCCCUGAGAAAAGUGAUCUACCGGACAAGGAAUGAUUCUUUAGUGGUUGGAUGA
Messenger RNA from Mauremys mutica (yellowpond turtle), 963 nucleotides. Its product is annotated as olfactory receptor 1020-like. Gene Ontology annotation, cellular component: membrane. The record is from RefSeq and is a predicted model, not a curated record. Gene Ontology annotation, biological process: sensory perception of smell; G protein-coupled receptor signaling pathway. Gene Ontology annotation, molecular function: odorant binding; olfactory receptor activity; G protein-coupled receptor activity. NCBI's taxonomy places the organism in Eukaryota, Metazoa, Chordata, Testudines, Geoemydidae. Bases 16 to 963 code for a protein of 315 amino acids. The transcript has a single exon.